Molecule: messenger RNA, 2927 nt
Organism: Amblyraja radiata (thorny skate)
Lineage: Eukaryota; Metazoa; Chordata; Chondrichthyes; Rajiformes; Rajidae
Gene: ppm1f
Product: protein phosphatase, Mg2+/Mn2+ dependent, 1F
Exons: 7
Coding region: 24-1421 (465 amino acids)
Biological process (GO): negative regulation of protein kinase activity; protein dephosphorylation
Cellular component (GO): cytosol; nucleus
Molecular function (GO): protein serine/threonine phosphatase activity; cation binding
Source: RefSeq, a predicted model, not a curated record
UAGAAGGAUCAGGGCCACCGCGCAUGUGCGGGGCCGGUUCGGAAGCGCGCGCGUUGGCCGUUAGUCGGUGGCCGCCAGCAGUGGCCGGGGAUGAGGGAGCAAUGAACGCUGUGCCGGAGAACAGCGAGUCCCAGAUGGCGACCGAGGCACAGCGGGUCCUGCACUCCCUGGUGCGGGACUUCCCGGCCCCUUUAGGCCCCGGCAACUCGUUACCCGUGCGGCUGCAGAGCGCGGCGUUGAGCUGGGAUGAGGUGGAGGGAGAGAGCGUCGACAUGGGGCUGAAGCUGCUGCGGGACAGGAACAUGUUGCCCGUCCAUGCUGCUGCUCUGAUGCAUGCUGCCAUUACCCGUGUAAAACAGCUGGAUGUCUCCAUCUUUAAAAACAAAAAGGAACCUGAUCAGGAUGAGAAAGAGUUUGUCUUACUGGAUGGAGAACUGGUGGCUCGAACAGUAUUUAACAAAUUGCUUGAGGUCUGCUCUGACUGGAUAAGAGAACCACUAUUGCCACAAUUACCAAAGCAGUAUUUAAAAGUUUCCACUCAUGCUAUUCGUAACACACGAAGAAAGAUGGAAGACAGACAUGUGGUAUUGCUCGAGUUUAAUGCUCUGUUUGGCAUUAAGGAUGAGAAAGAGAGGGCUUACUUUGCUGUAUUUGAUGGGCAUGGUGGAGUAGACGCAGCUGACUAUGCUGCAACACACCUUCAUGUCAUUCUUGCUCAUCAGGAAGAGUUUUCAACACAGCCAUCUGAAGCAUUAAGGAAAGCCUUCAAACAGACUGAUGAGACGUUUCUUCAGAGAGCCAAGAGAAAGAAACUAAGGAGUGGUACCACUGGUGUGACAGCCUUAAUUGCUGGCAAUACGUUGCAUGUGGCUUGGCUUGGAGAUUCGCAGGUGAUGAUGGUGCGACAGGGCCAAGCUGUGAACCUUAUGGACCCACACAAACCUGAGAAAACGGACGAGAAGCAAAGGAUUGAACAGCUUGGUGGAUGUGUAGUAUUUUUGGGAUGUUGGCGUGUAAACGGAAUACUUGCAGUCUCUAGGGCAAUUGGGGAUAUUGACCAAAAACCGUACAUUUCGGGGGACGCGGAUUGUGCCACGUUCAAACUGGAUGGCAGAGAAGACUACGUUAUUUUAGCCUGUGAUGGCUUCUUUGAUGGAAUUGAACCUUCCAAGGUUGUGCACAUUGUACAAGAGCACUUACUAGAAAACGCAGGUGAUGGCAGUUCUGUUGCAGAGACGCUUGUAGCAGCUGCAAAAGAAGGUGGAUCGAAUGACAACAUCACUGUGGUGGUGUUCUUUCUACAAGACCCACAGGUCAUUUUAAAGGACAGCCAAUCGCAAGUGGGCAGUGAGAAUGCCGGUCUGGACAGUAAGUGCCCCCAAGCCAAAGGAAACUCUGAAACAGUUAAUCUUCUCAAGUGAGGUUAAAGAUAGCCAGACAAAUUAUAUGACUUGCUGAUGGCUGACUAUCAUUUAGUCGUGAUCAUGAGAUCAUUUAACAGUGUUACAUUCAGGGAAUAUAUUUUACUCGGUGAUGCCAAAGAAUUGGAGGGGAAGGGUAUUGGUGUUAAAAUGCCCGCAUCUUGGCAAAGCUAUGCCUGCAGUGUGUAUAACAAUCUAUUUUAAUCUAAAGUCUCCUGUAUGACCUUUAAUAAAAAGGUGUCUAAACUCAGUAAUUGAGGGUGCAAGAAGCUUCAAUGGGAAAGGCGAGUGGUGGCCAAGAACAGCGGUCACGCCAUCGCACGUUUUCGUAAAUUCCAGGCUGAAAGGCUGGAUUUAAGCCUGGUAUUGCUUUGCUUUGACUUUUAUGGAGAACAUAUAAAUGGAAAGUGUUCCCUAAUCCUGUUCACCAGAAUGGAUGCUAGAAUAUUACGACAGUAUUUGGUCUGAUUUCAGACAUGAGCUAUGCCUAGAGGUUGGAACGUUGCUUUCAACUUCCUCCAAACCAACAAAAUUGUGCCAUUCGCACUACACCUGUUUCACAACCUCUUCUGUUGCAAGCUUUCCACAGCAACUAACCCAAAGUUUUGGGAGCAAGCUAUUUCAUUGGUUUAUGCUUUAAAAUUAAAUAAGAAGAUAUUUAAAGCUGAAAUCAGUGAUUGCAAGUAACAAUGCCAUGAAAGUUGGAUGACCAUUGGGGGAUAUUGUGAGAUUAUUUUUAUAUUAUCUGGAAGUCAUUAAUGUCCUGCAUUACAAAGCAUUUUAUUCCACUUUCUUUUACUUGUGUAAAUGAACCAUCGGUGAUUAAUAGAAAAAUUCACAAUGGGUUUUAUGUUUGGGCUAUUCUACCAUGCUGACCAAGUUCUGUGUGGUAAAAAUGCAAACUCAUCAUUUUUUCAAAAUUGUUUUUUCAUGUUUGCAAAGUUUUCAAGCACCCUUACGUACUGAUUUUCCUCAAGCGAAAAAAAAAAUACAGGUUGACAAUCUAGUGCCUUAUUCUGAUCUGUGUGUAGUACAAACUAUGUAAUAAUUUGUACUGUUCCACGGAUCCAUUGCAGACUGUUUAGUGCCUUAUGCAUCUCUGCACACCUAUGGCGAUGGUAUUUGUUGUGCACUGUAGCAUUGCUUCAUUGCCAUUUGUUGGGAGAGAAAAAUAUGAGAUGAUUUUAUUUAGGCAUUUUAUUUAAUGCUGAAUUUGUAAUGUUCAGUCUACUGCUUGUGUUAAAGAAUAUAAACACAUGUGAAUGUAUUGUGGUUUUAAAUAAAAAUAACAACUGGAAUUGACCUGUUGUGGAAAUAUUAUGGUUUUCACAACAGUGUUCUAAUAACUGAAUGGUCUUCGAUACUGUGCAUUUGAAAAACUUUGCUCGCCCAGAAUUCUACAACCAACUGCCCAGAAUUUGCAUAACAUAAUAAGUAAUGUACACGAGUCCUCAAAAGCAUCUAGGACCCUCAAAUAUGGUUAUUUAAUAAAAUAUUAAAAGUCAA